AUGCAUGCAAUCCAAACCAAAGAAGCAAAUAUGCCUUUGUUUUCUCAGCCACUUCUUCAUUUUGCCUUACUAAUCAUCCUCCUCCCCUUUAGUUUACACAACCAUGAUUUAGUUGGUGCAUCAUCAGCCACUUUAAGCAUUACCACAGACACAGAAGCCUUGAUCUCAUUGAAGUCUCAAUUGAGCAAUGACACUCUCAACCCUUUAUCUUCUUGGAACCAAAGUUCAUCCCCUUGCAAAAAUUGGACUGGUGUGCUAUGUGACAAGCUUGGCCAAAGAGUGACUAGCCUUGAUCUUUCAGGCUUGGGACUCUCAGGUCAGCUAACUGCUUAUAUAGGUAACUUGUCCUUUCUCGAGUCUCUCCAAUUGCAGAAUAACCAACUCACAGGGGUGAUUCCUCACCAAAUUUCCAAUCUAUUCAGUUUGAGAGUUCUAAACAUGAGCUCUAACUUAUUUGAAGGAAAUCUUCCUUCAAACAUCACCAACUUGAAUCAGCUCCAGAUUCUUGAUCUAUCCUCCAACAAGAUUGUCAGCAACAUUCCUGAAGAUAUCAGCAGCUUGAAAAGGCUUGAAGUCUUGAAACUAGGAAGAAAUAGCCUCUAUGGUGCAAUCCCAGCAUCUCUAGGAAACAUUUCUUCACUCAAAAAUAUCAGCUUUGGCACCAACACUCUCAGUGGUUUGAUUCCAAGUGAGUUGGGUAGGCUCCAUAAUUUGAUUGAGCUUGAUCUCACUCUUAACAAUCUAACUGGGACCGUUCCACCUUCUAUAUAUAACUUAUCUUCCCUUCUUAACUUGGCCUUAGCUGCAAACUCUUUGUGGGGUGAGAUUCCUCAUGAUGUUGGUCACAAACUCCCAAAACUGUUGGUGUUCAAUUUCUGCUUCAAUAAAUUCACAGGUAGAAUUCCAGGGUCAUUGCACAACCUCACCAACAUUAGGAUCAUUCGCAUGGCUUCCAACCUUUUGGAAGGAACAGUGCCACCUGGUUUGGGAAAUCUACCAUUUCUUCACAUGUAUAAUAUUGGUUAUAAUAGGAUAGUGAGUUCAGGUGUGAGAGGCCUAGACUUCAUUACUUCAUUGACGAAUAGCACCCACCUGAACUUCCUAGCAAUUGAUGGCAAUAUGCUGGAAGGUGUGAUUCCUGAAACCAUUGGCAAUCUCUCCAAGGAACUCUCAAAAUUAUACAUGGGAGAGAAUCGUUUCAAUGGAAGCAUACCCUCCUCCAUUGGUCGUCUUAAUGGUUUGAGGUUGUUAAACUUAAGCUACAAUUCAAUCUCUGGAAAAAUCCCACAUGAGCUAGGCCAGUUAGAGCAAUUGCAAGAGCUAUGUCUGGCAGGAAAUAAGAUAUCCGGAAGUAUUCCAAAUUCCCUUGGUAAUCUUCUAAAGUUAAACCAAAUUGAUUUGUCAAGAAACCAACUUGUGGGGAGAAUACCUAUUAGUUUUGGAAAUUUUCAAAACCUGCUCUACAUGGACUUAUCCAGCAACAAACUCAAUGGAAGCAUUCCAAUUGAAAUCCUCAAUCUCCCAACUUUGAGCAGUGCUUUGAACUUGUCUAUGAACUUUUUGAGUGGACAAAUUCCCCAAGUUGGGAAAUUGAUUAGCGUUGCCUCCGUUGACCUUUCUAGCAACCAAUUGUUUGGUGACAUCCCUGGCUCAUUCAGCAAUUGUCUCAGCUUGGAAAAGUUGAUUUUGGCCAGGAAUCUGCUUUCGGGUCCCAUUCCAAAGACUCUUGGAGAUGUGAGAGGCUUGGAAACUUUGGACCUGUCCUCCAACCGACUCAGUGGAUCCAUUCCUGAUGCACUUCAGAAUCUACAUAUCCUUAUGCUGUUAAACCUCUCUUACAAUGAUCUAGAAGGAAUAAUUCCAAGUGGUGGAGUUUUUAAAAAUCUCUCAGCUGUCCAUUUUGAAGGCAAUAGGAAACUCUGCUUGCAUUUUGCAUGCGUGCCUCAUGGCCAAGGAAGAACAAAUGUAAAACUUUACAUCAUCAUAGCCAUAGUGGUAGCAUUGAUACUAUGUCUCACAAUUGGCUUCCUACUAUAUAUAAAGAAGAGAAAAGUGAAGGUAACAACAGCUGCAGCAUCUGAACAGCUAAAACCUCAAGUUCAAAUGAUCUCGUAUGAUGAGCUUCGGCUGGCAACGGAAGAGUUCGGCCAGGAAAAUUUAAUAGGAGUUGGGAGCUUUGGCUCAGUUUAUAAAGGCCAUCUAAGUCAUGGAAAUACUGUAGCAGUGAAAGUCCUUGACCCUCUGAGAACCGGUUCUUUGAACAGUUUCUUUGCAGAGUGUGAAGCUAUGAGGAACGCAAGGCAUCGAAAUCUGGUUAAGCUGAUCACAUCAUGCUCUAGUAUUGACUUCAAAAACAAUGAUUUUCUGGCUCUGGUGUAUGAGUACUUGUGUAAUGGUAGCUUGGAAGACUGGAUUAAGGGGAGGAGAAAGCACGAAAAUGGAAAUGGGUUGAGCCUUAUGGAAAGACUGAAUAUAGCUAUAGAUGCUGCUUGUGCAUUGGAUUACCUGCACAAUGACAGUGAAAUUCCAAUUGUGCACUGUGAUUUGAAGCCUAGCAACAUUCUACUGGAUAAAGACAUGACAGCAAAGGUUGGUGACUUUGGAUUGGCUAGGUUGCUGAUUCAAAGACCAAGUAAUCAAGUUUCCAUUAGCUCUACUCGUGUCCUUAGGGGUUCAAUUGGUUACAUACCUCCAGAGUAUGGAUGGGGAGAGAAACCAUCAACAUCUGGAGAUGUAUAUAGUUUUGGCAUAGUGUUACUAGAGCUCUUCACUGGGAAAAGCCCAACAGAUGAGUACUUCACCGGAGGCCUAAGCAUAAGAAGAUGGGUGCAAUCAGCAUUCAAAGAGAAGAGUGUGCAAGUCAUUGACCCUCAAUUGCUAUCCCUCAUUUAUAAUGGUGACACAGCUAUGGGACCAAAUCUACAACUCCAUUGGGUGGAUGCAAUUGUAGGAGUUGCCAUAUCCUGCACUGCAGAAAAUCCAGAUGACCGCAUGGGCAUUAGAGAUGCUUUUCGCCAACUAAAAGCUGCUAAAGACUCCCUUUUGAAACUGUCUGAUAUCAAGAGUCCUACUGCUGCUGCCGCUACCAAGCGUUACUUCCUCGUUUCAGUAAAGUGA
Abrus precatorius (Indian licorice) is the source of this 3117-nucleotide messenger RNA. Its product is annotated as putative receptor-like protein kinase At3g47110. The record is from RefSeq and is a predicted model, not a curated record. Gene Ontology annotation, cellular component: plasma membrane. Gene Ontology annotation, biological process: protein phosphorylation. Bases 1 to 3117 code for a protein of 1038 amino acids. Lineage: Eukaryota; Viridiplantae; Streptophyta; Magnoliopsida; Fabales; Fabaceae. The transcript has 2 exons. Gene Ontology annotation, molecular function: ATP binding; protein binding; protein kinase activity.